Exophiala bonariae is the source of this 20787-nucleotide messenger RNA. RefSeq lists its product as uncharacterized. The transcript has 2 exons. The coding region runs from base 1 to 20787 and encodes 6928 amino acids. The record is from RefSeq and is a predicted model, not a curated record. Lineage: Eukaryota; Fungi; Ascomycota; Eurotiomycetes; Chaetothyriales; Herpotrichiellaceae.
AUGGGAAAGUCCAGUUCCGGUCGGCCAAGGGCUGGCUCAGAAACCUCAGCACCAUCUGAGAAACGUCGCGACAGCAAGCGCGAUUCCACCACCUCUUCUCGACGUAAAUUAAGUCGUCGUGACGAUUAUGUUGAUGAACACUACGAUGCGACGGUCACUUCUUCCCGUGUCGCUCCCUCCACUUAUGUUACUGCCUUUACUGCAGAGCCGUCCUCGAUCGAUGCGGUGCAAGAAACCCCAUCUAAAUACAACGAUCGCGACCGAUAUGAUAAUUCCCGUGGCUCUCGAGACGACACCCCGUCGAAAUACCGGCCCAGCAAGGGUAGUGCAGAGAAUGAUGGGCAGAAUAGCAAGUCCGAAAGAGACAAUGGUCGUGAUCGUCGUGAUUCUCGAAGGUCUGGUCGUUCAGAUGAUAGAACUAGUGCUCGGGCUUCGGACAACCACGAUGCGUCACUCCCACAAAACCAAUUCCCGGGCGAAAUGCCUUUAACUUACACUCAGCCAUACCGUCCUCCAGGCCAAGCCUCCAGCUACUAUGGCGAUCAAGGAGAGUCGGUCUCCUUUCAACCAGGCGUCCGCCCCAUUCAACCAAGCAUUGUUACCAAUGCUGAACAGGCGCAUUUGAUGGAACCUACCAUUGACGCCCGACCACCCGCAGAACCAAGCAGUUUAGGUCAAGUAGGAGCUGCUGCAGGUUAUUUCGGCAACUCUGGCUUCGCGAAUGACUCCGGUGUUCAAUCGACCCCCUCAAAACCAUCCCAGCGGCUAGAUCACAACCGCCCAGACCAAUCUGGUGGGUUUGAUACUAGUCCAAGAGCAAGCCCUUCACCAGGCGGAUAUCAAGAUAGGCCGUCACAACAAGCCUCGGGUGGCGGAGCUCAUUUCGCUCCACCAACGGCGGCAGAGUAUUACUCAGGUUCGGCAUUUCAAACGCCACCACGAUUGCCACAGGGAUCUUUCGAAGGAUCGGGACCAUACUCUGCCCCGGCAGGUGCAGGUGCGUCUUUUGCAAACUCGAAUGUACCUCUUUAUGGAGCCGCCGGCAUGGCAGCCGGAGCUGCGUAUUUGCAUCAUCACAAUAAUCAGCAGUCCCAUUGGCCUUCUGGAAUGAGCAAUGCCGGGCCAUAUUCGAGUGGACCAACUCAAAUGCAACAUAGACACGAGCACAAACACAAACAUCGCAGUCCACUGGGUAAAUUUGUUGACUGGUUUCGUGAUCCCAAGGCCGUGGCCGAAUAUGAGCAGUAUACGGAAGCCAUCGGAGUCUGUAAAUACUGUUUUGAUCCCAUGAGCUCGCCAGCAGAUGCCCCUCGUAGGCAUCACUAUCGUCCCAAAAGAACAUCUUCUGGAAGCCGAUAUGGCAGUUCAACCCGUGUCGACAAAACUUAUCGCUAUUCAUCGGAUGAGGAGAGGAAGCGACGUUCUGGAGCCAAAAAGGUGGUAGCUGGUGGAUUGGCUGGCUAUGGGGCCGCCAAGGUCGGGAAUGCUAUACUCAAAGCAAAUCACGAUUUUGAUGACACCUACUCUGUUAAGUCUGGAAGGCCAUUUACCGCCAGCCGUGUCAGCUUCCAGGGCGAAGAAAUGAGAUCCACGAGCAAGUCCAAACAACGCUACUCUUCCACCGAAGAUCUUCGAGGAUCACACGAGAAACGUAGGGAGUCUCACUCCAAUGAAGCCACCCGCCGCCGAGACAAGCAUAGCUCACGUCGACGUGAAUCAAGCUCUUCAUCUUCAUCACACGGCAUCUCCCGAGGUGUUGCUCUGAGCACUGGAAUCGGAGCCGCUGGGCUUGCUAUGGGAGCGGCCGCUCUCAAUAAAAAAUCACGACGAGACAGUAGAGACCGGAGCCGAAGCCGAAGUCCGCCCUCGAGAAAGAAGUACUAUUCGAAACGCGUUUCUCCAAUGCAUUCUUAUGUUGAUCUAUCAACCACAAAUUCCGGACCCACUAGCGUUGCAGGGUUCUUUACAAGUCCGUCAGCCAACAAGAAAAAGGGGAAGAAGCCCAAAGGAUUUUUCACUUUCUCGAAUGGAUCCAGUUCAUCUUCAGAUGCAGAUUUGGCUUAUGGUGCCGGCACGGUACGGACGAAGAGAUCAAGUCGUCGUCUAUCAGCAUCACAUGACCGAAACAAGCAGUAUGCAUCAGCCGCAGGUAUGAUGGGUUUAGUAAAACUGGGGAAUGACUUGGCCAGCGAGAGUGAUAGACGGGGGCACAAAGGUAAGCGGGUAAGUGAUGCUCACAGUAAAGUAGGUCCAGACAGUCGGUUCUCGAGUAACGGAUUCUACAUGCAAGAUCAAGCACAAAUCCCGACCAUAGGCCAAGAUGAAGAGUGGUAUGACACAGACGAUUCUGAUGGUGGCCUUGUCUAUGGUAGCGGUACCUCUUUAUUACCACGCCGAGAACCCGGUCCACAACCACCUCGCUAUCCUUCAGACCAUUACCAAAGGGCUCAAGCGGGCGGAAAUGACUCUUCCAGACGUCAGAGUGCAUCCUACAAUCAGUCCCAGAAUGGAGAUCCCAAGAAGUUUACGGCCAGUUUCGAAACUACAGAGACUGCCCCUGCUAUGGACUUCACUGGCAAGCCUCCACCUAUGCAAGAGUUGGAGCCACGCCCAAUAUCGAACGAUGCGUCUUUCGAUACUCGCAGAUCCCGACGCGAUUCAUACCACAAUGGCCAGCAAUACCAAACUUCGUCAAGUUCUGUGCCUCUUCACCAACCUCAACCAGUUCCCAUCAUCCCAUUCAUAAAUCAAUCGAUGAACACAUCACUCAGCCAAGGGACGGGGUCAACAGAUUACCGCAGAACAAAGCCCUUGUUGGAGAAUAUGGGGGCUAAUCGAAACAUUGGCUCUGAGCCGUCCGAUAGACGUAGUUCAAGGCGCUCUCGACGUGACUCAAGCCCUGCCAAACUGCUAUCCCAGGAUCCCAAGAACAAUGUCAGCUUCGAUUUAAGCAACGAGCAACUCGACAACGAACGGAAAUCAAGCAAGAAAGACGAUGCGCGAGAGAGCAGGCGUGAUAAGAAGGAUCGACGCAAGUCUGCCGACGCCGCGCUUGUGUUGGGUGCUGGAGCUCUCAUUGCCGGCGCUCUCGCUAAGGACCAGAUGUCAGACAAGGGGAAAUCUUCCGAUUCUGUCCGCGAUGCUCCUUCUCAGGCGUCCACGCGAGAAGCUGACAUAGACCGCCAGCUCCAGGCUCUGUAUGAUGAGAAACGUCGUCAAGAAGAACAUAAGCGUACGCUGGAACGGUUGGAGCAGGGAAACAAAUCGACAACGUCAGGAAAACCAACCGGUCCGGAACUCGUUAAGAGAAGCAGUUCCAGUGAGGAUUCGAGUCGUCCCCGACGCAAAUCGAGCCUCAAGAAAAACAACGCACGCGAAGUCUCGCCUACUUCGGACACACAGCAGGAACGCAUCGCGCGUAUGGCUGCUCAGCGCGUGAAAUCAACACCCUCCCCUGUUCACGAAGACUAUGGCAACUUCUUCGUUCCUCAAGAACUUGUUGAACAUCUCAAGGAGCAUAAUGAGAAGGCGGAGCAUCGAGAUGAUGUUGAGCCCAAUGUCGUCGAAAUUGUCCCUGGGGCAUCAAAGUCCAAGGGACGAAAUCCUUUCGAUCCUUUCCUCUACCGUCCAUUUGGACUAGAUGUGGAUGAUGAUCCUAGUUUACACCCUUGGCCUGUUCCGAUGUUGGGACUCGUUGAACCCACUCCUCCAGGCAGUCGGGCUCACAGUGAUCGUGGAGACAUAACACCCGUGGCGCGACCGUCUUCUGUUGAACCUCCGCAUGAUGAGGGUGAACCGCUCGAAAGAAAAGCUAGCAACGGAACCAAAGUGACCUGGGGUGAUCAUGAUACCUACGUGUACGAAGUUCAAACCCCAGAAUAUGAAAGAUCCGACUAUAUCCCUGACCACAAAGAGGCCGGCCGUAAGGACGACUCGAAGCGAGAGGAGCCCAAGAUUUCGCACGGCGAGAAUUCUACUGAACAACGUCCUAAGGCUGGUCGCACAUGGACUCUGGAUGAGACUGAAGCCGAAUUGUUGGAACGGGAAGUUCCCAGCGUGUCUGAACGUCCACACGUCAGUCGUGCAUGGACUGUCGAUGACAAGGAGGCUGAUCAAAUCGAACAUCCAGCAAGAUCAUCGCAUGCAGAUGUUCUUGAUGACGUGACACCUCAAGUUGUUGAGAUCAGGCCCAGACAAGUUGAAGCCUCUCCUUCACGUGACGCGAAACCAACCCAGCUGGAUACUGCAAACGCUUCUCCACGUGCGGAAGAAGGUGCCGAGCCUCUCAGAGAGGUAUAUCAGAGCCCUUUUGCGGAGACUGCGAGUGAUCUCGGUUUAUCAGACGAGCAGCGCCACCUUCCAGAUUCACCUGAUGGGAGGAUGUCGCUGGGAAUGUCGGACUUGCAAGAUAAGCCACAAGACGCGGACACCGACUUCCCAGAUGUCAGAUCGAGUAAGAGCGAGAAGCGUCGACGUGAGCGUGCAUCUUCCUCCAUUGAAACAGCCGAUGAGCAUUCGACGUUUUCCACCAACCCACGCGAGAACGCUACAGCCCCUUCAGAUCGUGAAAGUGUCUUUGAUUUCCUCGUUGAGGAUGGCGGAAAGUCGGUAGCAGCUGCUGCGGCAAUUGGUCUGGGUGCUGCUGCGAUUUCUGCUGCUCAUCAGUCAAGUAAGGAACCAUCACAACAUACCAGUGAUCGCAAUAUAGAUCUGGAUGACGAUGUUGUCGGAAAUCGGGCCGGUGUCAAGAGAUCUAGCACGUUUGACGACUCUCAGUUGCAGCGCCAGCCGCACUCGAGUUCUAGGUCUGAUCCACAAUCUGAUCCUGAAGACUGGGAGCGUUCACGAACUUCCAAGAACGCCAAAGGAACCAAACGCUCGGCGCAGAGCGACGUUGGACUCGGUGGCAAGGGGUCUAGCGAAUCCAAAGAUGAGGUCCGUCCCGAUGAUUUGUUGUUCGAGAAGCCUCGAAGAUCUCACACUGAGAGCGAAAUCGGGGAUGAUUUUGACACAAAGUCUUCGGCCAGUGGCCGCAAGCGGAAGAGCAAGCGUUCUGAGAGAUCCAACGGUCAAUCCCGUGAAGAUUCUGCUUCAAGAGUUGAAGAUGCUGAAAAACCUAGACGGAAAUCGAAACGAGAUUCUCAAAUUUUUGAUGAUGGCGAUGUGCAAUCAGUAGUCAGCAGCCCUGCAGACUUGGACAAGUAUAGCAAGGAGAAGGAUAAGAAGUCGUCUGGCGGCUUUUUCAGCAACAUCUUCUCCAGCAAUAAAAGCGACGUCAGCACAAGCAGCAAGCGAAGCUCGAAAUCAUCCAAAUCCGAAUCUCGUGCAGAACGACCCCGUGAGGAGGGAUCAGAAUCACGGAAGAAGCACAGGUCCAAGGAUCGAGAUCUAGAUGACGCCGCAACUGCAGUCUCAGAACCAUUACGAAGUUCAAAGCGAAGUUCUGAACGUCCUCGUAAGGACAAGUCUGAGAAGACAUAUUCCAGAGAUGAAAGUCUAGAUGAUGGCUUCGUAUCUGCCGAGGAGUCCACUGAGGUGCCAGCCUUUGAUGACGGAGACGAGAAAUCUUUUUUAGGGAAGCGCCCCGAAAUGCCACAACCAACGGACAUAGCUAUGCCAAUGGAUACUGAUGGUGUCUCGGGGCUAGCGUCCGGAAGAAUAUCGUCCAAGACACCCAGAGCAACUGAUGCCUUUUCACCUGAUACUCGAACAGGUGAUGAUUUUGAAGCGUUUGUUGCUCGGAAUCUCAACGUUGAGGGUGCCUCGGAUUUGCCCUCGAAACCGAGUGCUGCUCGUCGAAGGCUUUCAGCAAUUCAAACACGAGAGCCUGAGUCAAACCCAACCACACCUGGCUUUCCAACAGCCACUAGUGUUCCAGUGCACUUUCGUAUCCCAGCGUCGUCUCCAAUUGCACCACGCUUUUCCAUGAGCUCUCCCAUCGCUUCUCCUGCUUCCCCACUCACCACGCCUCGAACGCGGCAAGGUCGACCCAAAUCAACGGAAUUCGCUGGUAAGAACAUUCGACCUCUGUACCUAGUGGAAGCGUCGAAUCCCUCCAAGAAUGCAUUACCAGAUACUAGUGAUUAUCCCCCUCUACCUCCCAGCAUAGCGAGCUCUUCGCAUCCUUCAACGGAGGACCUCCGUGCAGAAGCCCAGGCACAAGAACAACUAGAGCUAUUUACACCCUCCCGCUUGACAGCUGAUAAGUUUCGCGACCAAGCAAGGAGACAAAGUUAUUCCUACUGGCAUGAUGGAGAGCAAAGACGUCGUUCACCAGACUAUCUUGACUCGAGAUCGGCUACGCCUGUGCCAGGGGAAGCACAGCGGGCCAGAGAUCGUGAGAUUAAACCCAAGCCGAAGUACGAAUUCCAUUCUCCCAGUGAACUGUUACAAGACCCGUCCCUGCUAUACGGAGACGGAGAUAUGGAAGAUGAUCGACCCGGCAGUCCCCUUCCCAGCGUGGUCAGCACUGACUUGGACUACAUGAGUGCACGAAGUAGGAGUUUAUCACCGCCGUCGCGAGCUAGAAGUUUAAGUAGGGGACGCCGCAGUGCUUCAGGCUCACGGUCAACCUCUGUCUCCUGGCAAGAUGCUGUGUCCACAGUCGCUGCGGGUGCGUUGGUCGGGUCUGCGCUUGGUUAUGUUGCACAUGAAGCUCUCAAUGAGUCAUCGUUCACAGUCCCCGAACGUGAUGUAUCAGCGGUGCGUAGGCAUCUAGAUACAGAAUCAGUACAGCGGCAAGAAUCACUUGACUCCACCGCCCACCGUGGGAGGCCAGCAGAAAGACGGCUUGAAAUCAACGAUCUACCUACCAGCACCGCUGUGGAUAUGCAAGACGAGCCCCUCGACCAAGAUACUGAGGUGGAAAUGCCUUAUAGCGACGCAGAUGCUCGUACAACCAGUGUUGCGGCUACCAAGACCUCGAAAAAGACCAAGAAGGACAAGAAGAAGCAGAAACGUCAGCAACUGACCUCGACGCUCAGCGAUGAUUUGCUACCGUCGUCUGAAGAUCCUGCGCAAAUAACCUCUAAGAUGCCUGAAGCUUCGUCUAGGUCUGAUUCAAUGGCUCAUGAGCUGCAAUCCUCUGAACUGCAUGAUGAAACCCAGGUCACUGCCCGUGAUUUGUCUGCCCUUGUUGACCGAGAAGUGGAGGGUAUGGAGGGCCUGUCCAGGACCGAUAAGAUCGAUGACUUCCAAAAUCAGAGCAAUAUGCAUGAAAACACGAAUGCUCCUGGUCUUGGGCAUUAUGAUGAUCCUUCUUUGAAAGACAGCGCUCAAUCUCUGAGUCAAUCUCCCAGUCAGAGGCCACAUACUGAGUUGUCCCCUUUCGAGCAAGCACUAGAAGCGGCUGUCCAUGCGAGAGGCCUCAGCCAAGGCACAACCAUGGAGGUGGCACACGACGCGUUUCUACCAGAUGCGCCGACUGAUUUGCCUGACAAUGGUGGAACAUCUUUGACCACCAUUGAAGAAGAGAACGAAUCUGUCAGUCCAGCCGUGCAGAUGAACAAGGCUGUCCCUGAGCGCAAAAACUCCAAAAAGUCCAAGCGGAAGGAUAAAAAGUCCCUUGAUUGGGAACCUGCUUCGGAAACCCAAGAGGCCGAAGCCGUCUUCGGACAGACUCCAUCUGAUCAGCCAAAAUCCGCUGAGCCAGAAAGCUUUGCCCAAGAGCGAGAUUCGACUCCAAAUCCCUUCGGCAAUGAUUUUGUGGUGACGGAUGAGGAUGUUAUCACUUCAACUCCGCCGAGAAUUGAGAUUCCAGAUUCUAGCGUCUCAGCAAGUGAACUAAUGGCGAAUACAGAUUCUUUAAGCGGUUUAGCCCAUGAUCCAAAGACAAGCCAGGAAGUUGAUGACUGGCCUACGCCUACAACCAAGAAAGGCAAGAAGGACAAGAAAGGCAGAAAAGGACAAUCAUUAAAUCCGGAGGAGUCAGCGGAAAUGGCUGUACCUACCGAACCUCAGUCUCCUACCGUUGCUAUGCCCAACGUGGAACAUAAAUCAACAAGUGGAGAGCAGGCACUAGUCGAGUCUCACUCUGCAGAUCCAAUGCUAGUAGAUCCAAUGCUAGUCGACUCGGAACAAACCAGCACGCAAAAUGAUCAAGUACGCCUGGAUGACACUUUCGUCCAGGACAAAAAUGAGGAAGCACCAGCCUCUGAGAACGCAGAUGAUACAUGGGACACUGGCGCGAAGAAAUCCAAGAAGUCUAAGAAAGGCAAGCGCAAAAGUCUUACUUGGGCAGAUGAGGAAAACCUCACGAGCUUCGCGGCGGCUCCUACUGAAGACGCAUUUCCUAGCGCCACAGAUCCUGUUCUCGAUGCCGCUCAAUCCGGACAAGCCAUUGUCCCCGCCAGCCAAGAAAAGAAGAUCAUCGCUGAGCAACCCAAAGAGCUACGAGAAGAAUCAGAGGUACGGGCACCGACUUCGACAAAUGAUAGCUCUCGAGUCACACCAGAGGAGCCGGAGUUCGACGAUUUCUACUCCACCAAAUCCACGAAAAAGUCAAAGAAGAAGCAGAAGAAACGCGACUCUGAUGCUCUCGUUGCAGGUGCUGCCAUGGGUGCGGUCGGCGCUCUCGCUCUCGGUCCACUUCAUACGGGUGGGCCUGAUGCCGAUCAGGCUGUGACUGUGACAGCAGACGCGCCGAUGAUCACUAUCACUCCUGAUCAUAAGUCAUCCAAUUCUGGCGUCACUCAAGAUCUUCCCGCGAGAGAUGACAAUGAGGGCACAUCAGUCCGAGAAGUCGUAGAUUUCUCGAAUUCUACAGAAUCGUUGUCAACCUCACCAACACUUCUUCCUUCUGCGGAUGACGGUACAUCAGAGCCCUUGCGGAGUUUUGACUCGGAGGUGCAACCACCAGCAGAACUCCCAAAGGCCUCCUUAGACCAAGUGUCUGAAGAUUUGUUUCCCCUUGUAGGCAAGAAGUCCAAGAAAGACAAGAAAAAGAUGCGGCAGAGCACAAUCGACGAAUUCAGCACAGAGCCCAUUGCAGACACGGCUUCCUAUGCGAUAGUGGAUAGUAAACCAAACGAGGAAGACAAUGUGAUCGACGCGUCGGAAUUGACCCCUCAAUCAUCACAACUGCAAGAUCCAGAAGCUGAACAACCAGAAACCCAGGAAGUGGCUGAUGACUUUGGCUUCGCUGACAAAAAGAUGUCGAAGAAAGACAAGAAAAAGAAACAUCAAUCUACGUUUGAGCCUGAAACUGAUGUCUUUGAAGAUGCCGUCUCCAGUCCCGUGCCAGACGAUGUUCCCAUUGAAACGGAGGCGGUCACUGGGCCUUCUGAUUCUAUUCAGCGAAUGCUAGAACUUCAAGACUCGGCGCCUGCGCAAGAGGAAGUGCAGGAGGCAGCUGACAACUCCGGUUUUAUUGAUAAGAAGAAGGCAAAGAAAGACAAGAAAAAGAAGCGCCAGUCCACCUUUGACGAGCCUGAUGCGAAUGUAGAUGAGAAGGUCACAUCUACCUCUGUAGCAGAGACUGAAUUUAUCGACAAGGUUGAUGACAACCAAAAUGCUGAGUUGAGCACUCUCCCUACUGCAACUGGAAAUCAGGAAGAGAUCGAGGAUUUCGGAAUUCUUGAUAAAAAGAAGUCGAAGAAAGACAAGAGGAAACAACGUCAUGCGACAUUUGACGAACCCGAGGAGAAUGCAGCUGAUGUAGUUGUGCCCACUUCGGCGGCGGAGGGCGAAUCCAUUGCCAAGGUUGACGAUAUCGAGGCUGAGGCACCGAGCACAUUACUUACUGAAAACCAGGACGAAGCUGUCGAGGAUUUUGGUUUCGUGGAUAAGAAGAAGUCAAAGAAGGACAAGAAAAAGAAACGCCAGUCCACGUUCGAUGCCUUUGAAAUACCAUCAGAAACCAUCACGAGUACGCCAGCAGCACAAGAUGCAGAGCUUCCAGCUGUAUCAAGAACCAACUCAACCCAUCCUGAUCCUGUGGCCUUUGUUGAUGAAUUAGCACCCAUUGGAAAGCAAUCAAAGAAGGACAAGAAGAAAAAGCGAGCGUCUGCUGUGCAAUUCGCCAGUCCCGAACAACUACCCACCUCGGCUGGUGUCGAUGACUUGCGCUCUCCUGGCGCUUUUGAUCUCAACGAUGAAGCUAUACCUACUGGCGAAGAACCGCAAGCAUUCCAGUCUGAACCUCGUGGUCGAGACGAUCAUUCCAUACCCGAAGACAGCGCUCCUGUGACAUCAUCAGACGAUUCAAGAGCAGUCGAGCCCACCGUUGUUGAGACCUCUAUGGUCGAGCCUUUGCCCGAGGCUUCUGUAGAUGAGACUCCAACAAGGGUACCUGCUUCCGAUGACGCUCAAGAUGUCACAGAUGCGCUCGGGUAUUUGAGAGAUGAUCAUGCUUUGAGAACGGGUGACUAUCCUGUAGUUGAUACUCCUGCGGUUGAGAUCCCUACAAGUGUCCCUGUUCCUGACAAUGCUCAAGAUGUGACGGCCGCCUCCAAAGGCAUGGAAGGAGAAGCGACUCCACAGGAAGCUGCAAGCGAGAUCUCUGGUGAGCAGGAACCAACCAUCGGAGUCUCUGAUAUCGUGGCUGUUCCUAAAGGCUCCUCCUCCGAGACCGACCAGCCAAGUGCCGAUGUUUCGACCAACGAACUAAAUGUGACUGAUGAUACGAUAGCCGCACCGAAAGAUCUGGGUGACAAUGCACCAGACGAAUGGGAGCCCACACCCAAAAAGUCGAAAAAGGAUAAGAGAAAGAAGAAACAGAAUGCUCUAGAUGACAGCGCGGAGGGCGCAACAAUAUUAGAGGACAAGUCGACAAGUUUAGCAAAAGACUCGACGUCUGAGCCGGCAGCAUCCUUAUUUACGGAUCAAAGUGGUCUACUCGACACUCCCAUCAUUGCUGCCACUGUCGCGAUGGCCAGUCAUGACCAAAAGAUCGAGGACGACGAGUGGAAUUCAUCAACGAAGAAGUCCAAGAAGGACAAGAAAAAGAAACGUCAAUCUGCUCUGACAAGCCCGCCUGACGAACUAGAUGUAACAUACAACGAUGCUGCCGACAAACCUGAUGAGCUUCCUGCCGCCCAACUAAUGCCUGCCGAGGUCAGCUCAACAGAAGCCCCUGCUGAAGCAGAAUCGACAGCGGGACCUGAAGCUGCAGAGGACGAGGAAUGGGGAUACUCGUCGAAAAAACUCAAGAAAGACAAGAAGAAAAAGCGUCAAUCUCUGCUCUCUACGCCUCCCAAUGAGCAGGAGGUCCCGACAAGUGAUACUAUCGACAAGUUUGAACUUCUCUCAACUGAACCUACUAUUGCUCCUUCACCCGAACCACUAGAUCCUUCAGCUGAUGGGUCGGUUGAAAAAAAUCCCCUGAAACAACCUGAAGUUGCAGAGGAAGGUGACUGGGGAUUCACGUCAAAGAAAUCCAAGAAGGAUAAGAAGAAGAAACGCCAGUCUCUUAUGACUACCCCUCCCAACGAAUCUGAACCUACUGCAAUGGGUGAUGACAACACACCCGGUUUUGGAGCUCUACCAACUGAGUCAGAAACCGCAAAAGAGCCUAUCGUUAUGGAAACAUCAUCGGACCGUGCAAUUGCUGGAGAGGCUGUUAUCGAUGUGGUGCCAGAUCCUGAACCUGAGUGGGGAUAUUCGACGAAGAAAUCCAAAAACGACAAGAAGAAGCGUCGAUCUGGUUUCGAAGAUUCAGUUCCAGAUAACGAUGCUCCUGAACCGGAUUCUACGAUAUCAACCAUGCAGGAGCCUGCGCAAAAUCUCGAUGAGGCGGCCAAAACAGCAGAAUCAGUCGAGCCAACACGAGAUCUGGUAUCAGAUGAAUUAUCAAAGGAAUCCGGCACAGUGCCCAACCAGUCACCUGCUGCUGAAGAUGAUGUAUGGCCUGUGAAAUCGAAGAAGUCAAAGAAGGACAAAAGGAAAUCAAAGAUGACUGAUUUUAGUCCUUUCGAAACCGACGGAUCCUCCUUUGCAGCUGAAACUUCUGCGAUGGACACUUCUAGAGGCAUCGAAGAGUCGAUCCUGCAUGAUGAUGCAAUGGCCAUGGCCAUUGCCAUAGGGGAUCCUACGACGGAGUUCAGUAAUGCCAAUCAGGAUCCACUUCCUGCGAACACUUCAUUCGAGAACAAAGUCACCCAGCCUGAGAAUAAUGAAGCUCCAAAUCCUGGGUCUAUCGAACAGGAAACCAUCGGAACAGAUGACCUAGAUAGCUUCUCCAUGAAGAAGUCAAAGAAGGACAAGAAGAAGAAAAAGCGCCAGUCUACCUUCGAUGAUGCUUAUGAUGAACCCGAGAGCACAACGCUAACUGCUGCUGUGCUCGCAACUGACAGAGAACUCCCUAGUCCAUCUACAGAGCUUGAUGUUGCCAAAGUCGCAAGCGAUGGAGAUGUAGCAGAAACAGAAGUCGACACCGGACAGACGGUUGAGGCGGACGAGCAAUCUUCGGCACCAGUGGUUCUAACCAAAACUUCGGAAGACGCUGCAACUGUCGACAAGCCACUGCAAGAUCCCGUGGGUGCAACGGUAGAGACUGAAUUUGAUACCCAGCCAAUUGAAUCAACCUCCAGAGUCAUCGACGCCGAAGCUGAACCUGAUUUCUCAACUUCCUUGAAGAAGUCGAAGAAAGACAAGAAAAAGAAACGAAUCUCAUCCUUUGACGAUGCACUUGAGAAUGUCCAAGACCCCACUCUAGCUAAAGAUAUUGUUGAUGAUCCCGAACCUCUUACGGCAUUCGAUGAGUCUAGGGAAGCCUCGGGGACUGCUGAGGGGACUGCCCUUGAUACUCAAGCAAUGGUGUCUGCGUCAAAAGAGAUCGAUAUUGACGCUGGCCAUGAUUUUUCAACCCCGUCGAAGAAGUCGAAAAAGGAGAAGAAGGAAAAGCGAACGUCCACUUUUGACGACACUUUCGAGGGCGCUGCAUCAGAGCCCAUUGCAUCUGAAGACACUGCAACUGAGCCUCAGCCAGCUCCUAUCUCCGAAGAGCCUCUCAGGGAUCGCACGGACGCACCUAAAGACCCUGCCAUUGAGAUUUACCCUACUGAAGUAGCAACAAGAGAAAUUGAGCCCGAUGCUGACCCUAAGCUUACCACUCUCUCGCAGGAGAAGAAGGAGAAGAGAUUGUCUACCUUUGAUGACGCAUUUGAGGAUGCUGUUGAAGAGCCCAUUGUAUCUGAAGAUAUUGCCAUGCUUGAUGUACAACCAGCCUAUCCAGAGUCCAUGGAGCCCGACGCCGAGGCGGAAUUCACGACUACGUCAAAGAAGUCAAAGAAGGACAAGAAGAAAAAGAGAAUUUCCACUUUCGAUGACACGGCCGAUGUAUCUCCCCAACAGCCCGUUGCUAUAUCUCAAAAUGCUGUUGUUGAUGCUCAAUUGGUCGAAUCAAUUAUCAAGCCUGAAGCCCAGGAUGAGUUCGAAGUUCCAUCAAAAAAAUCGAAGAAGAAUAAGAAGAAAAGAGUUUCUGCUUUUGACGAUCUUGUUGAUGAGCCAACACAAGAUCUCGAGACCUUACCCGAGGUCUUGGCCAGUGAUUUGCAAACUACUGGUGUCGCUACGACUGAUGAACCUACAAAGGAUCUAGAAACUACAGAGGUUCUUGCUGAUGAUGUUGAGACUGCUAAACCAAGCACGACUGAUGAAGCAUCUAUCACACCUGAAGCCGAAGGGGAGACAUUUUCCACUUCAUCCAAAAAGUCGAAGAAAGACAAGAAGAAAAAUAGGAUGCCCGCAUUUGAUGACAGUUUUACGGACACUAUCAAUGAAUCUUCACGAGAUCUGGAAGUUGCACCUGAAACUCUUGCCCCAAAUGCACCAGCUGUUGAACCACUUGCAACUGAUGAUCCAGCCACUGCCGCCGAGCCACAAGAGGACGAAUUUUACACUUCGUCCAAAAAGUCAAAAAAGGGCAAGAAAAAGAAUAGGGCUAUGUUUGAUGACAUGGCCAAGGAACUCGAAGAGCCAGCAGAAGUACCCAAACUCCUUGACGCCGAUACAAAAUCUUCUGAGCCAUUCUUGACUGCCGACCCAACCACAGUUACUGAACCGGAAGAGGAAUUUGUCACUCUCGGCAAGAAGUCGAAAAAGGACAAGAAAAAGCGGAUGUCUACAUUUGAUGAUACGAUCGAGGAACCUCGAGAUCAAAUAGCAACACCUAAAGUCCUUGAAAGUGAUCCUAUAGAGACAUUCGCGACCACUGAACCGACCACAGACCUUAACCCUGAAGAGGAAGACUCCAUGACUUCGUCCAAAAAGUCCAAGAAAGACAAGAAGAAAAAGAGGAUGUCCACGUUUGAUGACAUUGUUGAUGAGCCCGAAGAUGGAGGUUCAGCACACGGAAUCCUUGAUCCUGAUGCGCCAUUAACCGGACCAGAUAUCGUUACUGAAGAGGAUUUUGUCGAAUCGGCGAACAAAUCGAAGAAGGACAAGAAGAAGAAGCGUCAAGCAACCUUCGAUGACACAUUUGAUGAGCCUAAACAAGAAGUGGAAGACCUUGAAACUGCUGCGACUUCAAACGAGCCAACCUCGUUUGCUGACCCUGAGGAUGAGAGUGAGUUUAUCCAAACCUCGAAGAAAUCGAAGAAGGAUAAGAAAAAGAAACGCCAAUCAACCUUCGAUGAGCCACAACAGGACGUCGUAGUACCUGGAGCCCACGAACCUGAUGCCCUCUCUGCCGAGCCAGCCAUGGUCGCUGAACCUGAACCUGAACCUGAAGAUGAGUUUGGAGAGCCAUUGAAGAGGUCAAAAAAGGACAAGAAGAAGCAGCGCCAAUCAACCUUCGAUGAUAUGAUUGACGAGCCUAAGCAAGAGGCCCCAACAACUGAAAUUCUCGACGCUGAUGAUACUAUCUCAGCCGAGCCUGUCUGGCCUACUAAACCUGAAGCUGAUGAUCAGCUUAUCGAACCAUCCAAAAAGUCAAAAAAGGAUAAGAAAAAGAAGCGCCAAUCGACCUUUGACGACACAGUCGAUGAACCAAGCCGAGCUAUAGUUGUCUAUCCUCUUGAGGGUCGCAGCACCGAACCACAAUCAAUCGAGCUGGCUAUAGCUCCCGAGGCAGACGAGGAGUUCACCAUGCCAUCGAAAAAGUCAAAGAAAAAGAAACGCCAGUCAACCUUUGGCGAUAUUCUCGACGAGCCUGGACAAGAUUUAGUCGCUCCGCCAGCGGAAGUCCUUACCACUGAUGACCAACCAGUCGACCCUCCUGUCACUGCUAGGGACGAGGACGAGGCAGACUCUGUUUUCUCAUCCAAAAAUUCAGAGAAGGAUAAGCAAAACAAGGGUCAGCCAGCCAACGAAGAUACCUCGCCUGCCUACCAAGAGCUGCUCACACCCGACUUACAAGAAUCAGCCCCGACUCUUGAGUCAGAGUCACAACGCAUGCAGGGGGUUGAAUUUAAUCCUAAUGGUUCUCAUGGACAAGCCAUGGAUGUGGAUACUUCAGAGCAAAUCAUCGCCACCGAGUGCGACCGACAACCCUCCGAUUCUGCGCCGACCUGGUUGGCAGUGGCGGAUCAUGCAACCGCUGAAGAGUCGUUCGACAUGGUCAACAGCAGUGCCCAAAAUCAAGCUGCUGAAGUGACAAUGACAGAUGUUGGCCAAGUCGAAGAGAGUUUCAACAAUAUCCCUUCCAAGAAUGAUCAAGAAAGUAGGGGAGUGGAAACGCAUGGCACAGAUGCUUCUCUAUUGACUGAUGUACCACACUCUCAGCAACCAGAACUUGGUCAGGAAGCCACUGUAUCCGAAAAUCGUGAUCUGGACGAUGCUGAGGUAAGUCAAGCGGACUGGAACUUCUCUUCCAUAAAGCCCAAGAAAGACAAAAAGAAGCGCCAAUCCACAUUGAACGAGCCUGUGGCAUUUCCAAUCGAGGAAGAUACCUUUACUCUCGCAGCGGCUGCGCAUAGCAAGGCAGUGACAGAAAAAUUUGUCGAUACUGAAGUUUUUCCGAUGUCUUCGAAAAAAUCAAAAAAGGACAAAAAGAAGCGCCAGUCGACUCUCGACGAAACGGUGGCUGACUCAUAUGACAAUGUUACGACUCUUCAAGCAGAUACGCCAAGCAUAGAAGUACCAGAAACACCCGCUGAUGCCGAGCCUGAUUGGGGGCUUUCGUCCAAGAAAUCCAAGAAGGAUAAAAAGAAGCGUCAGUCGACAAUUGAAGCCAUCGAUUCCGAACCUUUUCAAGAAGAUACGCUUACUCCCCAAGCUGAUAUAACCAUGGAGGACACGACAAAGGAGCUUGCCGGUGUUGAUUUCCAAUCCACCAGCUUGCGUAGAGAGCUAGAUCGGGCUCUGGAGCCAGACAACAAGGACAUUGAACACAAUAUCAUUCACACAACGGAGCAUUCCCAGCAUGAGUCCCCUCCCGUUGCUGAACCGCCGAUAGAGGCAGAUGCGAACACGCAACCAGGGCAAAUUGUACCAAAUGAAGAUCGAGAUCGCCUUGAAUCAGUAAUUCGGGGCAAUGAGUUCACUACUGCGACCACUGUGGAGCCAUCCCAGCAUGAGACGUCCAACAAUAUUGGUUUCGAAAUUCCUCAACAGAAGUCGAAGAAAGACAAGAAGAAAACCCGACAGUCUAAGUCUGCGCAGAUUGACUGGGAAGAACCACAACCAGAAUCUGAGGACAUCCGGGACCAGGCAAUCAUUGAAGCAACACAAGAACCAAGGGAGCUUUCUUCUGCUAAUGAGAAGACAACUUUUGAGCACAGCAGGCACGUUGUGCGGCAAGAAUCCUGGGAUGAGAUGGAAGUGGACGAAAGACGAGCUUCCUUGACUAAGCCAGCUGCCUUGAAUGACGAGAGCAUUCAAGAGACAGCAAGGUCUACUUCAGACAACGAUGGUGCAUUCCUGGGCGCGGUGGCUGCUACUGGAGCUGCCGUAGUGCUCGCAUCGGAACUUGCUGCGCCUUCGAAGAAAUCCAAGAAGGACAAGAAGAAAAAGCGGCAAUCUACGCUUGAUGAAGAGGCUUUUGGGGCACCUACAUCCUUCCAGGGACCCUCAACAGAAGACUCCUCGUUCAAAGAUGUUCCGGAUGAGAAUGCACCGGUUCAACACUCUACAUCAAAGGAUAUUCCGCAUGAGAAUAUUUCCAUCCAAGACCCCGUACCUACAGACGACUGGGUCUUUUCUGGAAAGAAGUCGAAAAAGAGCAAGAAGAUGAUGAACAAUUUUGACGACCUUGGAGACAAAAUGCAAACGUCGGGAACAGGUACACCAAGAUCCGCAGAUCAAUUUGACACAGCUGUGCAGACACCAAUGGAUCAGAUAGGCGUUGUGCCAAGCAUUGAGACGCAAGAUGCCGUUGUCGAUCCCGACUCUGUGCCAGAACCUCCCACAGAAGACUACUUCCCAGCCAUCGAUCGGAAAACAUCAAAGAAAGACAAGAAGAAACAGAAAAAGAUGCCCUCGGCUUGGGUGGAAGCUGACAACCAAGGUUUCUCUGAGUUCCAAGAUGGUGCAGCAAAGGAUCUGGCUGCCGAGAACUCAGCCAGCCAGCCGAAGAAUGAGAGCCAGCUGAUCGAAGACCAUUCGCGCGUUAUGCAGCAUGAGGAAGUACCCAGAGCCUCAUUGGAUAUGAUGGACGUCGAUAAGAGGGAGGAUCCUAUGUUUCGUGACCACGGGGAGAGGAUCCGACAACGAAAAUCUCACAUUUCACGCAGUCCUGAGCCAUACCAAAGUAUUCAGCACGAAAAGUACGAAUCAAGCACACGGCCGGAUCAGGUCGAUCUAACAGAGAGAUCCUUAGCUGCAGACGCGGAAACGAUAUCAGAUAAUGAUCCUAGGCACCUUGUUCAGACAGAGCCACAGUCUAUCAUUGUGGACGACACUAUAGCGCCUCGUCGCACGAAAAGCAAGAACAGCAAGAAGGACAAACGAAUCUUCGAGUUCAACGGUACAGAGAACAUCGAUUCUCCAUCGCUUCCAAAUGACGAGCAACUCUAUGCUCAUCCUGUGGCAAUCCCAAGGGAUGGACAAAUGGUUAGUGUUGCAGAUCGAUCAACUGAGCCAAACAAGACUACCGAUUAUCAGGUGCAUUCUGAUCCAGAAAAUCUCUCUGACGUGAGUGCGAGCACACGAGAAAGACGAAAACGACGCCGUUCACCUCCAGUGUGGGCGGGCGAAGAACCUGAUGAUCUUCCAAGAAAUCGAGCCAUGACACCACCUCCCGAACAUGACGAUUUGAUGGAUACUGCCCUUGGGGUGGCUGCGGGACUGGGAUUUGGGGUGGCAGGGCAUGAAUCAAGUCGAAAUCCUCGCCCCAGGUCGACUUCGCCUGCUCGAAAACAAUCGACAGGCUGGUCCUUCGCCAAACUUGGGACUGUUGCUGACCUUGGCAACACGGAUUCCAACCGAGACAGUGGCGUGCAGUUCGAGUCACCGGUUCUCCCGAUCGACCAUUUCACUUCAACACGAGAUAGUGGAUUCGUUGCUGAACCAUCCGAGCGCUCGAGAGGUGGCAGCACCGAUCGAGGGCUGGAUGUGUCAUUGCGACCGCCUCGGCCACAGUCGCCAACCAGCUCGACGGAAGAUGUGUCGAAGAAGAGACACAGCAAAUCCCGGAAGGAUGAUAUGUCGACACUAGAAACUCCAAGACGACGGCCUUCGCCCGUGGAUUCCACCUCAAAAGAGCGAUCUUCAGUGCUGUUCAACUCUUCACCUGCAGUCCCAACUCCUCUCAAGACCAAUAUCGCCCCGAUAAGUCCAGAACCUGUCUCUAGUCCUCUCAGACGAAGUCCUAGUAUACACGGGCAUCACCAAAGCCGGGAAGAGUUGAAGCAGAAAAGCCGAGUCAGCCCCCACGACCAUGACUUCAACGAUGCACUGGCGUCUAAUUUGAUUGAUCGUUCUGCCAAAGCCGAGGUACAACGAGAUGCUUUUAGCCCAGGACCUGAAGGGUCUGCUCGAUUUGCGGCGCAUAGAAUGUCCUUGAACACAAUCCGAGAAGAUGCCGUGGACUCUUCUGGACCGACCCGGGAUCAACAUCCAUUCACCAGUCCACCAUUUCCUCUCACGCCUCAAGCACGAGGCUCCAAAGACCAUCUUGCCGAAGCAGGACUUGCAGCCGCCGCAGUGGGAGCACUUGGAGUGAGGGCACUUGCUUUAUCAAAGACAAACUCACGUGAUUCCGAGCUGGGACAAGCUAAAUCUCUUGGCAGAAGCAAGUCACGGACCUCGUCGUUACGCAACCUCCGCGCCAGCGCAGCUUCUCCCUACGACGCGAUCAACGCCGCGGCGGGUCCUUCUCACAUUUCCGUCAAUGAUACUGAGCUAGAGGGUCCCGGCUCCCGUACCAGGGACAUGUCUGACGUCUAUGAUGGAUAUGGCUCAUACCCUGGUAGCCCCAGGUCCCCAACGCGUCCUCCUAGUGUCCGAAGGCGACAAAGCAUGCAGCAAAUUAAAGAUCUCGAGAGCCAGCUGGACCAGCUGGCCAGUGAGAACCGUGCGCUUGUCGAGGCCAAGAUGAUGGCUGAACAACAACUCGAGACGGCCCACUUUGAUCGAAGUCGAAGUGAAGGAACAGAUACCAUCUCUGCGCAGCUACAAGAACGUGAUGCGGAGAUCUCGUAUCUCAAAGAGCAAGUGGCGUCUUUGAUGGCGACACAUGAGACACUGCAGCGAGAGCAUGAGCAAACCCUGGCCACGGUUCGAUCGGACUAUGAACAUGACCAAUUACAGUGGGGAGAGUCCGCACGGGAACUCGAAACCCUUCGUUCGCGACAUACAGAAUUGUCUCAAGGCAUGGAGUCGAUUGUCAGACACGAGAUAGACACUGCCUUGGCCGAGAAGAAUGCUGAAAUUGAGCGUUUGCGACAAGAUCUUGAAGAGGCACGAGAAAAAGUGCGGGAACUUCAGUCGCAAAUCGUGGCUGGAGGUGCAGACGAGGUGUUGACUGUCCGGGAUGAGGACUAUUUCGACUCGGCUUGUCAACAACUCUGCCAACAAGUUCAAGGAUGGGUGUUACGAUUCUCCAAAUACAGUGAUACCCGGUUAUGUCGGACUACCAACGAAGUGCGGGACGAAAAGAUCGUGGACCGAUUUGACAAUGCCAUUCUUGAUGGGUCGGAUGUUGACCUGUACUUGGCGGAUCGGGUCAAACGCAGAGAUGUUUUCAUGUCGGUGGUCAUGACAAUGAUCUGGGAGUAUGUCUUUACUCGAUAUCUGUUUGGAAUGGAUCGAGAUCAACGUCAAAAGCUCAAGCAGCUCGAAAAGAACCUGGGAGAAGUGGGACCAGCCAGUGCAGUGCAUCAAUGGCGGGCGUUGACGUUGACGUUGUUGUCGAAAAGGGAGAGUUUCCAGGCGCAACGCGAUAGUGACGCCGAAGCAGUGUCUCUCGAGAUAUUCUCGACGCUGUCGAGGUUCUUGCCUCCACCACAAAACCUGGAGGGACAAAUCGUGGGCAGCUUGCGCAAUGUGAUGCUUACGGCGGUCAACUUGUCAAUUGAGAUGCGGUUGCAGCGGGCGGAGUAUAUCAUGUUACCACCACUCCAGCCCGAAUAUGAUACCAAUGGGGAUCUAGCACGAAAAGUCUACUUCAACGCAAGCUUGAUGAAUGAGCGGAGUGGCGAAACGACGAGUAACGAUGAGCUUGAGAGGAAUCAGGCCGUUGUUCGGAUGGUGCUUUUCCCACUUGUGGUGAAAAAAGGGGAUGACAGCGGAGUCGGAGAUGAGGAAAUCGUGGUAUGCCCUGCGCAGGUUCUGAUCGCACGACCAGACAAGGGAAAGAGACCACGGGGCUCAACGAGAGUGGCCAGCGGCGACAGUAAGAGCCUCCGAGCUGUCAGCACGCAUAGCCUUGGAGCCAUGAGUGGGAUCGAUGUGAAUGAGAAUAUGAUUUGA